Anthonomus grandis grandis is the source of this 1807-nucleotide messenger RNA. RefSeq lists its product as uncharacterized. The record is from RefSeq and is a predicted model, not a curated record. Bases 4 to 504 code for a protein of 166 amino acids. The transcript is spliced from 2 exons. Lineage: Eukaryota; Metazoa; Arthropoda; Insecta; Coleoptera; Curculionidae.
GUGAUGUUAAAUUGCAAGAUGAAAGCUGUUCUGUUGCUCUGUGCCUUUACCUUUCUCCAAUGCCAAGCCAAUGACGAACCUUCAGAAAAUGUAAAACUAGUACUAAUAGAUGAUUCUCCUCAAAAGUUUGAAAUCGAAUCCAACAAACCACAAAAUUACUACGUAAAAGAAUCUCAUAGUGAUGAUGAGUCCUAUCAUAGUGAUAGUGAUAUAGUAAAAGAAUACUAUAUUAAGGAUAAGAAAUCUGAUAAAACCAGACAUGUGAAUGUUGAUGUGACAGUAAAGCCGCCUGGAAAAUAUGAUGAUAAGAGUAUUGAAAAGAAAAUUGAUGUUAAUGUUAAAAUUAAAGACUCAAAGUAUAAUGAAUAUGAUAAGGAGCGUGACAAUGCUAACCCAAAUAAUUAUAAUAUUACUGUAAAGGUUCAUCAGCAACCACUUAAGAAAAAAAUUAAAGAAAAUGUCCUUGUUAAGUUAGUCAAAAAAGCUAUAAAAUAUACUGGAUAGCUUCUUAUGAGUUGACAAUUUUUCAAAAAAUAGCGACGAUCAAUUUUUAUUAACUUUUUAAAAUGUGUGAAAUUUACUAAUUAUUAAUUAUUUGCAAAUUGUACCCCAAGUAAAAAUCGCGAUUAAUAAUUAUUUUAAUAAUUUACAAUCUCACCAAUGUAAUCAUUAUGUUCAAAGAUGAAGCAGCUAAUUCAAAGCCACAUACUAGCACAGUCUAACAAUGUUGAAAUCUAUAUACUUUGAUACUAGGUUAAACGGAAGUAACUUUUUUAAAAGUUAAUACUAGCUGAUAUUUGAAAGAAAAAGUAAAUAAGAUUCUUCACAAGUAAAUUUAAUAAUAUAAAUAUAUACCGGAUAUUUCAUUUAAAAAUUUUGAAAUAUUGCGUAUUUAAUUUUGGUAAAUUUAAAAAAUGUUAACAAUCAUUGUGUAAUACAAAAAAUGAUAAAAUAUCACUGCCUGUUUUUAACAGAUAUCUUUGAAUCACUGUGAUACAAUUUUUGUAAGUCUAGGUUGUCCGUAGUUAGUUAAAAAAAAUUUAAACAAACUCUCUAAAAGGCCAAGAAAAAAACAUUAAUUACGUGAAAACGCCGUAUGCAAAAUUAAAAAUUUUAUACCAAAGUAAAGCUCUAUUUAUGCGCACUUAUUUUGUAAAACAUUAUACUGCUUUAUAAUAAUUUUUUUGUAAUCAGCAUAUAAAAGAAUGUUUAGUUUUUAGAUUUUUGGCGUACAACUUUGCUAUAGAAAUUUUUGCUCUACGUCGUAUAGUUUAAGCGUUAUAUUUGCUGUAUACCUUGCUAACGCACCUUGUAUAAUUCUCACCUAAUUAUCCAGCCUAAGUUUUCUAACUACAAAAGCAAAUGUCAAGUGCUUCACGAGAAAUACUUUAGAAAUAAUAUUUAGCCUCUAUGAUCAAUCUGUUCUUUAAAACGCAGAUACUAAGAUGAAGAAGCCUAAUGGGUCUUCCUACUACUAUUUAAAAUGAGAUGGUGUUACCUUUUCAGGUCGGUACUAAUAAACUGAGCUUGUAGUUUAAUAUGAUCACAAAGAAUAUUAUAUUUAACAAUGUUUUCAUUGAACGACUUAUGUCUCUUAUAUACGAAUAUAAACAAAAAAAAGUUCAUUUGAUUAAGUUUGUGUAUUUGCUGCAGUUACAAAAUACAUACGGUGAACCUCUUAAUUAAAUUUUAUUAUAUACAUGAUAUCUUUUGAAAAUAUGGUAGCAUCAUCUUGUUAAAAUUGAAUUAUUUCCUUUGUAAGAAUCUAUUUAUGUAUGUUAAAUAGCGUAACUUGAAUAAACAAAUA